AAUCAGUUGCCCCGAGCAAAUCGUCAUUGGGGUCCAGUGUGUCCUUUUCGUCCUCCCCGUGAUCUUUUGCAAAAGGGAUUUGUGUUCGGAAGCGUCCAUUCCCUCUGCAGCAACGGGAUAUCUCAUGAUGGCUGUGCCAUAGGAGAUUGUGACCUUUAUUUCUCAUGUGGGCAUACAUAUCUCGAGCCCGAUUCCUGCGUUAUUCAACAUUUCCGCCGACAAACCACUCGCUCGCCCUAAGAACACUGCGAACAAUGUCAUCUUCCAAUCCUACAAGGCCAAUGAACCCAAUGAAAUGGUUCUUGUGCUGUUUCGACGACAACGAUGAAGAUGAGCAGCCACAACAAACUCCCCAGACACGCCAGGCUCCGAGGACACGAUGGGACGCUGCACCGCCGGUCGAUCCUGAGCUGGAGGAGCCGCCGCCGCCUCCACCCUAUGCGCUCUUCGACCCUCACCCCGAAGACUGCGAGUGCGCGAUCCAUAUCCACAAGCCCAGACCCAACCGGCCCAUCGUGGUCGAGGCCUUCCAGUCCCAAGGAUGCAACUCGUGUCCCCCGACGAACACUCUCCUCCUGUCGCUCCUGACCUUGGCCGACCCCAACAUCCUCGUCCUCGACUACCACGUCACGUACUGGGACCACCUGGGCUGGACGGACCCCCUUGGCAUCCCCGAGGCGGACGCGCACCAGCGGGAAUACGCGCAGGCGAGCGGCACAUCGAGAGUCUACACCCCUCAGGUGGUGGUGAACGGCGUGUCCGAAGGGGUGGGCAACUCGACGCGCAAGCUGGAGAAGCUGAUCAAGGAAGGCGGGCGGCUGGCCAGCGAAGACUGGCCGUGGCUGCUGUUCUCCAAGGUCGACGAGGGCAUCUUGAUCCGCGAGGCCAGCGCGGCCGCCGCGGCGACGGGCCGACGGGGGCGGGUGAUCGAGGUCGUCUACGAUCCCACUCUGCGCGAGGUAGAGAUCCCCCGGGGCGAAAACGCCGGCAAGACGCUGGCGCAUCGCAACGUCGUCAAGAGCGUCAAGCCGCUCGGUGAGUGGCGGGGCGGGAGAGGGGUGGUCCAGCUGCCGCCACGCGAUCCUGCGGACGGGCUGGAGAGGGUGCUGAUUGUACAAGAAGGAGUCGGUGGCCAGAUCAUUGGAGUCGCUCGGAUCCAUUUCUAGGGAUGUCAAUGGAACCCCCCCCCUACCAGCCAAAAAAGCGUUGCUGAAUCACAGCCGCGAUCGGCUCAUGAGGCACAGCAUGCCGGAAGGGGAUUUAUACAGAUUAUUGCAUUUCGUAAUGAAAAUUUGAGAAUCUCAGCGGUGUUGGGAUAGGCUUGUUUGUCUUGG
Messenger RNA from Cladophialophora immunda, 1334 nucleotides. RefSeq lists its product as uncharacterized. Lineage: Eukaryota; Fungi; Ascomycota; Eurotiomycetes; Chaetothyriales; Herpotrichiellaceae. The record is from RefSeq and is a predicted model, not a curated record. Bases 165 to 1166 code for a protein of 333 amino acids. The transcript has a single exon.